This is a messenger RNA of Equus quagga, 2551 nucleotides long. It is a transcript of the gene NAP1L3, whose product is annotated as nucleosome assembly protein 1 like 3. Gene Ontology annotation, cellular component: chromatin; nucleus. NCBI's taxonomy places the organism in Eukaryota, Metazoa, Chordata, Mammalia, Perissodactyla, Equidae. The record is from RefSeq and is a predicted model, not a curated record. The coding region runs from base 321 to 1730 and encodes 469 amino acids. Gene Ontology annotation, molecular function: chromatin binding; histone binding. The transcript has a single exon. Gene Ontology annotation, biological process: nucleosome assembly.
GGGGCCGGCGAUCUAAACUGCGAAGAGAACUUUGGGGUCUCGCACCGCGCUCUUGGGCUGCGGCGCGCCUCUCUCCGCCACAGCUGCAGCCUGGAGAGGCCUUGCCAUCGCCGCUCUCGCCCAGGCCUCCGCUGCCGCUGUCACCUUAGCGCGAUCGCCGCAGCCCAGCCCCGCCCCUCGCUACUGCUGCCUCCGCCGCUGCCACCUCCUCAGCCUGGACCGCCGCCGCCACCCAUGCAUCCGUGAGUCAUUUUCUGCCCAUCUCUGGGCGCGCGGUCUCAGCGGUAGUCACCACCUUAAGAGGUUUGCAGGCUUGCAAAAUGGCAGAAGCGGAUCUUAAGGUGGUCUCGGAACCUGCCGCCCAGGGGUUUGCUGAAGAGAUGAUGGCUAACUCCUCUAGUGAUACUGGGGAAGAGUCUGACAGCAGUAGCUCGAGCAGAAGCACUAGUGGCAGCAGCAGUAGCCGCGGCCGCUUAUAUAGAAAGAAGAGGGUAUCUGGGCCUUCCAGAACGGUGCGACGGGCUCCGUCGGGUAAAAAUUUCUUGGAUCGGCUGCCCCCGGCAGUUAGAAAUCGUGUGCAGGCGCUCCGAAAUAUUCAAGAUGAAUGUGACAAGGUAGACGCUCAGUUCUUAAAGGCAAUUCACGAUCUCGAAAGAAAGUAUGCAGAACUCAGUAAGCCUCUCUAUGAUCGGCGAUUUCAAAUCAUCAAUGCAGAAUAUGAACCUACAGAAGAAGAAUGUGAGUGGAAUUCGGAGGAUGAGGUGUUCAGCAGUGACGAGGAGGUGCAGGAAGACAGCCCUAGUGAAAUGCCUGCCUUAGAAGGUGAGGAAGAAGACGACCCUCAAGAAAAACCCGAAGAAACGCCUGGAGAAAAUGAGGUUCCUAACGACAUUCCUGAGGCAAAGACUGAAGAAAAAGCAGAGUCUAAAGAUUUUCUGGAGGGAAAGCCUGGAGUAAAAGAAGAUCCUAAAGAAGUCCCCCAGGCAAUGUCAGGAAGCAAAGAACAGCCUAAGGCAACAGAGGCUAAGGCAAGGACUGGAGUGAAAGAGGCUCCUAAAAGAGUUCCUGAAGUCAGGCCUCAAGAAAGAGUGAAUCUUAAAAGAGCUCGGAAGGGAAAGCCUAAAAACGAAGAUCCUAAAGGCAUUCCUGACUACUGGCUGACUGUUUUAAAGAAUGUUGACAAGCUCGGGCCCAUGAUUCAGAAGUAUGACGAGCCUAUUUUGAAGUUCUUGUCAGAUGUUAGCCUGAAGUUCUCAAAACCUGGCCAGCCUAUAAGUUACACAUUUGAAUUUUGUUUUCUACCCAAUCCGUACUUCAGAGAUGAGGUGCUGACCAAGACAUAUGUAAUAAAGUCGAAACCAGAUCACGAUGAUCCCUUCUUCUCUUGGGGAUGGGAAAUCCAAGAUUGCAAAGGCUGUAAGAUAGAUUGGAGGAGAGGAAAAGAUGUUACUGUGACAACCACCCAGAGUCACACAGCUGCUACUGGAGAAAUUGAAAUGCAGCCAAGAGUGGUUUCUACUGCAUCAUUCUUCAAUUUCUUUAGCCCUCCUGAGAUUCCCCAAAUCGGAAAGCUAGAACCACGAGAAGAUGCUAUCCUUGAUGAGGACUUUGAAAUUGGUCAAAUUUUACAUGAUAAUGUCAUCUUGAAAUCAGUCUAUUACUAUACAGGAGAAGUCAACGGUACCUAUGUUGAUGGUAAACAUUACAGAAACAGAAAAUAUCGAAAAUAAAAAAUAGGCCCUCUGAAAGAAUUUUUAAGAAUCUCAAAACUUCAUGCAGAAUGAAGCAGGUUUAUAUGGCACUGUCGGGGUGGGGGUGGGGGUCCUGCCCUAUAACCUCAACAGUAGUAUUCCUUACAGUCUGGUGUUUUUGUAUUUUCUUGGUAGUUAAAACAUUGUCUAAAAGUGUCUUAAGUAUCAGUUUAUUCUAUCUAGCCUGUUGUAGUGUAAUAUUCUUCAAAAUAUGUAAACUGCUGUCAGUUAUCUAAAGCAUGUUAGUUUGGUGCUACAGAGUUUUGAUUUUUGUGAAGUCUCUGUCAUGUUCCUACCAGCAUAUAGCUAUGAAAACUGUCAGAAUUGUUAACUGAGACAAAUAGUUGCUUGAAAAAAAAACCAAAGUUCCUGAAGUAUCAAUGCAAGUGUUUUUUUUUUCUUUUUCCGGCCCUGAAAAUUUAGGGUUUAAAUAUGCUUGCAGUAGCUGUGCCUUCAUUACUUUGUUAUAGAAAUACAGUACUUAUACUAACUAGAACAGUGCAUUGUGAAAUUUAAUUGCUUGAAAAAAGAUUAGCAUACAUUUAAGAAUGUCCAUCAAGACCAUAUAUGAUAUGACUGUGAGCUUGUUUAUGUGACAUAGUGGUCUAUGAAUUUAAUCAUAAUGAAGUUAUUGUUUACUGCCAAGGUGUUAAUAUGACAUAGUACUUAAUAUGUUUUCUCAUCUUAUACUGUGUAAUUGUAAACUCAAGUUACUAACCAUGUUUUCUUUGUGUAUGUUCUAAUUUGCCUUUCACUGAAAAUGAUCACUUUAUGUUCUUCUAUUGCAACCUAAAAUAAAU